CAUUUCCCACAAGUAUGACGCCAUCGACAGCGUUUUUUCCUCUAUCCACGGGACCGCUACGGCACUACAUCCUAAAGUUAGCGUGCCCUCAGAGAUCUCACAAUGACGGAGCGAGUUAACAACUUUCCACCUCUACCUGCCAUUUUGCGCAUUAAGCCAUGUUUCUACCAAAACAUUGAUGAGGAAAUUCCUCCAGCUCAUUGCCAGCUUGUUCGUCGAGUUUACAACCUUUGGAUCUUGUACUCUAUUACACUAUGCAUCAACGUGGUGUCUUGCAUAGCGUGGUGGGCUGGUGGCGGCGGGGCAGUUAAUUUUGGCCUUGCACUUUUGUGGCUCUUGAUGUUCGGCCCCUGUAGUUAUACCUGCUGGUUCAGGCCCCUUUACAAGGCGUUCAGGGCUGACAGCUCAUUUAACUUCAUGGCAUUCUUCUUCAUUUUCUUCCUUCAGUGUGUUCUCGCUUUCAUUCAGAGCUUAGGAAUAUCAGGUUGGGGUGCAUGUGGUUGGAUAGCAACAGUGAUGUUUUUCGGCACUAACGUGGGAUCGGCUGUGGUUAUGCUUUUCUCGGCUGUGCUGUUCACUGUAAACACAGUGUUCAUGGGGCUGGUUCUUAUCAGGGUUCACCGGCUUUAUCGUGGAGGAGGAGGCAGCUUCCAGCGUGCCCAAGAGGAAUGGACCACCGGUGCUUGGAAGAGUGCCCCUGUGAGAGAAGCUGGCUUCAAUGCCAUCGCUGAGACUGGCCCAAGUCUUCCUCAGUACCCUGCUGCUGUGCCCAGUUAUCCAGAAAGUGGACCAUGGUGAUGAACCAUUCCAGACUCCAGGUGGAGCCAGAGUGCUCUAUUUGUCCCCCUGCGUAUAGCAGAUAUCUUAACUUCAUGCCUCCACAUGAAUGACAUAACAGUGAAACUGUGCAAGUCUAGAGAAAGGGGACUAAACAUCCCGUAUAGGAAUCCAUUGUACUUUUGUUUACAAAUUACGUUGCCAAACCGGUUACACAAUGACUUGUGCAUAUGUGAAAGAAUGUAAGUAAUGUUACUUGAUAAAACAAUCAUGCAAAUAAGGUACUGCUCACAAUCAAGCCGUGGCAGCUUUAAAAAAUUUCAUUGGGACUGUGAAAACACUUUUAAUUGCAGAAUUGCUGAAUUAUAACACUACGGUUUUUUUUUUCACCAAGUGAUUCCUUACACUACAGUAAGUGCACCCAUUAACUGUGCAGCAGACCUUCUUUGACCUUUUGCUGAAAAUGCUACAUAUUUUCAAGAAAAAAAACUGACACGAGUUAAAGGUGUUUAACUAUAUUUAUCAAAUACUGAUAUGACUGGCAGUAGCUAGACCUUUUAUACAUCAGAAAUGUGCAUAAGAAUUGCAUGCUUUUUAUUUGCAGAUAAGAUUUUAUUAUAUUUUUUUGUUCUCAGUGCCAUGCCUUUUCUAUCUGCUGCUUUGUGCCUGAUCUUUAAAACUGACAUGCGCCUUAAUAGUCCUAGCAUGUGCAAAGAAUUAUCUUUCCAGUUGCCUGAAGUUCUGCAGUUCCGUGAGUGGAUAUGGCCACGUCCAUUUAUGCAGAAUUAUUAUUAUUGCUAUUAUUAUUUGCUCAGUGCAGUCAGCACUCUUCUUCUUCCUCCUAAAUAACCAUUACUUAUGAUUUCAGGCCCUGCUGUUGAAGUAUACAUUCCUUAUGCCAAUGUUUGUUCCAGCUCUCUUGUUUCAGUGUGUUCCUAUUUGGAGCACCAUGUUUACAGAGUGGCCAUUUGAACCUGGGUUUUGAAAUAUUGUGAAUUUAGUUGUUUUACUUUAUUUUUAUCUCUUGAAUUUUCCAUUUCAUCUCUGGGCUCCAUCUCAUGUAUAGUGAUGACUAACAUAUGACUGUAAAAUAAAUGCAUUGAGAAAUGUAUUAUUGAGACAGCUAACUUAAUAAAAACAUUCCUUUUCAGA
Astyanax mexicanus (Mexican tetra) is the source of this 1929-nucleotide messenger RNA. It is a transcript of the gene scamp4, whose product is annotated as secretory carrier membrane protein 4. Lineage: Eukaryota; Metazoa; Chordata; Actinopteri; Characiformes; Acestrorhamphidae. Bases 103 to 798 code for a protein of 231 amino acids. The record is from RefSeq and is a predicted model, not a curated record. The transcript has 7 exons. Gene Ontology annotation, cellular component: recycling endosome membrane; trans-Golgi network membrane. Gene Ontology annotation, biological process: protein transport.